UCCCCCGAGGCAGGCGUCCGACCGCCACCGCCUAUACUCUCGCGCCGAACUCUUAACUCUGACGAACUCAGCCAGCGCCAAGAUGAAGUGUAUAAAAACUGUGCUAAUGACUUUAAUAUGUAUACUUAUAAACGUGAACGCUGCCGAGAUGAGACUCCGCGAAGAAAUGCAGGCCAUGGCAGAACAGUUAGAAAUCCUGAAAACAAACCACCUGACCGAUGUCACCCGCCUGAAGAGAGAAGUAGCAGAACUGAAACAAGAAUGCCAGGCACACACGACCAACAACCACGAACGCAACGAACAGGCUACUCUGCAGUGGGCUAAAACCUCCAUGCAUGAACUCCGCGUCGAGAUGAAGGAGCUGGGAGAGAGCGUCAACAACUCGGUCCUGCUGCGCCAGCUGCAUAACAUGAGGAACGAACUGAAGCAAGCACUAAUGGAGAACUCCGACUUGGCUCAACUCGCCCGCACCCAGGAGGCUCGUGUCGACAAGAUGGACAACGAACUCAGCCGCAUCAAGUUCGAUGUGACCCAGAUGAGGGGCAUGGUGGCCGAUCUUCGAGGCCAGCUCGGGAAGGUCGCCAAAGAGGUCAGUCAUUUACAGACAAAACUGAACCGAAUGGAAGAGUACAGCAACGAAAGUUACAACGAUGUGCUCGCGGGCCAACAUGGCCCCAUGAGGUCCGACUGCGUGCACAAGCUGCGCCACAACAAAAUGGUACAUUCCCAAAUAUCUCGCCUGGCUCGCGCUCAGAACCAGAUGGAGGUGUUACAACAGAAUCUCCAGACCCAGAUCCUGGACGUGGAACGUCGCAUGGACCGUUUCGAAGAGCCCAACUGGAACCUCAUAACCGCCAAAGUGGAUUACCUUGAAGUGGAGACCAAGAACAUCCGCACCGACGUGAGCAAGAACACGGAGAAGGUAUCCGACUUCGACAAGAUUCACGCCUCAAUGCUGGAGCUGCGUGAAGACGUUGAGAGCAUUGAGAACAAGGCCGACAAGACCAUCCCAGAAUUCCGCAAAGAGAUCUCCAAGCUUGACGUGAACUUCGCUCAACUGAAUGCCGCGUCUUCCUACCUGAGGGAGGACCAGGAGAACCUGCGCCAAUCGGUGAAGGCGAUCGCUGUGAGCGUGAGCAACGCCAUCGACCGCGCCGAGACUGACCGCGUCCUGAUCAAGACCAUGAAUGAUACUAUCUGCAAGCUCGAGACCAGCUCCAAGCAACAUUUCUAUCGCCUGAACGAUCACAUUUUGAAGAGCGAGGCUAACAACGAGAUCAAUGGGACCGAAACGAUCUCUCUUCCGGAGUUAAUGGGUGAGGUGAAGGAACUGCAACCUGUGGAACGUGAGUAUGAAGACCUUGUGAACCAGCUGCCCCGCGACUGCUCCAGCGUGUCCGGCCCCCCCGGCACCUACCUGAUCCACCCCGGCAACAAGCCCCUCGACACCUGGUGCGCCGACGGCUCCACCCUCCUCCAGCGCCGUUACAACGGCUCCAUCGAGUUCAACAGGAAGUUCGCCGAGUACGUCCACGGAUUUGGAAACCCCGCUUCGGAAUACUGGCUCGGUCUGGAAACCAUGCAUCUGCUGACCGCCGACAACUGCACUUCGAUGAGGAUUGACAUGACCGACAUCUACGGAGGCGUGUGGUAUGCCGAGUACGACCAAUUCUCCGUCGGCAGCGCUGACUCUGGCUAUGUUUUGAACGUGAGUGGCUUCAAGGGGAAUGCCAGCGACGCUUUUGAGUACCAGAACCACAUGGAAUUCUCUGCCAUCGACCGCGACCGUGACAUCUCGAACACGCACUGCGCCAGCAACUACGAGGGCGGAUGGUGGUUCUCCCACUGCCAGCACGUGAACAUCAACGGCAAGUACACGCUCGGCCUGACUUGGUUCGACUCGGCUCGCAACGAAUGGAUCGCCGUGGCCACCAGCGAGAUGCGCUUGUCUCGCCGGCGUGGCUGCGCCUAAGCGCCUCGCGCGCUAACGCGGUGUCCUACCAGCGUCAGUGACAAACGCUACAGGACGCGACACAACGCGAUAUGACCAACUGACUAGCGUAAUGAAACCAAUAACAUUCCCCGCUCCUGGCGCAUAUGCCAUACCGUGACGUCGCGUUUGUCAUGACGGGGGAGACCGCGUUACGCACGACAUAGAAGUCGCAUGGAACUAUCCGAUUUCCUUUUUCAGUUUCGUACUAUUACUUACUCAUAAUUAUUAUACGUUAGUAGGUAUAUUUUAGAUUUGCUCACUCACAUUUUUGAUCUCACGAUUUCAGUCGAAGUUCUUUUAAAUUGAAUGACUCAACGAUUCAGUUUUGCGAGUUUUGCCGUGCGUCUUGUAUGUUGUGCGCUGACAAAUUUUAAAAUAUUUAAACUGUAGCGCUUAUUAUUGAAGAUAUUAGAUUUUAUUUCUGAAUUAUACCAAAGAUAACUAGUAAUUUUGUUCAUUUGCGGAUAGACGGUUAUUAUUAUAGCAGUAAGUAACAGUAGUUUCAAUUUGAUGUUUAAUGGAUAUUACAUUUAAUCAAUGUGCCCCGUUAUUCAUGAAAAUUUAAAACAGCAUUUCAGCUAAUAACAGCUCGGGUAUUAUCAUCAUCAUGCGAAUAAGUAAAUAUCUACUUAAGUAUUCGAUCUGCAGUGCAAGAGGUCGAUCCUCUCUAGUUUACCACACUCGGUGAUGCACUCGAAAUGCUCGGCCACUGUCUGCUAAAUGAAGAUUUCGUGGAUGAGGAAAAGCGAGAAUGCAGUGUUUUACAGUCCGCGCCAGUAGAAGCCGGCAAUCUUGCUAACAAAUAAAGCCGAAUCACAUUAUACCAAACUACCUACUCCGGCUAUUUGCGUGAGCGUAUCUUUGACUGAAAAGUAAAGUAAUGUAGAGAGUACCGGGACAGUUCAGUCUUUGUUUGCCGAAUGUUCGCUGAUGCUUUAUUUACAAAAUUGCCAGAUUCUAUUGCCGCCGAAGGUAAAGCAGUUUUUAAGUUUUUAUGGAUAAAGGGUUUGUGUUUUAUCGUAUAUUUACAGGAUAUUUAAGAAUCUGAAUGUUGUAGUAGUUCGUAUAAUCAAUGUUUAUUCAAUAUCACGGCUGACAUAUAACUUCAGUGCCGUCUAUCCUAUCCUCUUUCAUUACCUACGUUUAAUUUCAUGAAUUGAAACCUCUUUUUCAACAGUUUUAUAACUUUCUUAUGAUAUUUUGUAAACAAAAUGAUUAUGAUUUGAAAUAUUUUCUCAUUCCCAUCUCACAGGGUGACUGUAUAUUAUUUUUUCUUUUGUGAAUAUUGACUUAGGUUAUAUUUAUUUAUUUCUUGUCUAGCUCUUAGUUCUAUCUUUA
Ostrinia furnacalis (Asian corn borer) is the source of this 3331-nucleotide messenger RNA. It is a transcript of the gene sca, whose product is annotated as scabrous. The coding region runs from base 83 to 1972 and encodes 629 amino acids. The record is from RefSeq and is a predicted model, not a curated record. The transcript is spliced from 6 exons. Lineage: Eukaryota; Metazoa; Arthropoda; Insecta; Lepidoptera; Crambidae.